This is a messenger RNA of Limanda limanda (common dab), 1668 nucleotides long. Its product is annotated as probable E3 ubiquitin-protein ligase DTX3. The coding region runs from base 18 to 680 and encodes 220 amino acids. The record is from RefSeq and is a predicted model, not a curated record. Gene Ontology annotation, biological process: Notch signaling pathway; protein ubiquitination. Lineage: Eukaryota; Metazoa; Chordata; Actinopteri; Pleuronectiformes; Pleuronectidae. The transcript is spliced from 3 exons.
CCGGACAACUUGUUUACAUGCGCACGCGGAAGCAGCUCCUGAUGCUUGUGGCGUCACAGCAGGAAGAAAAGAAGAAGAUGAUGGACAGCAGCGGAAACGAGAAGAGUUCGGAGGACUGCGCCAUUUGUCUGGACGAGAUUCAGGAGGAGAAGACGCUGCCGUGCCGUCACUCGUUCUGCACUGGCUGCAUCGACCAGGUCUUCCGGGUGAAGCCCGCGUGCCCGAUCUGCAACACCUUCCACGGCGCGCACACGGGCACCCAGCCGCCGGGCACGAUGGCGGUUACGCGCAGCCACACGUAUCUGCCCGGCUACGAGAAGUACGGCCACAUCAUCAUUAAAUACUCUUUCCCCGAAGGAAUCCAAGGGGUGAGGAGAUUCACGCCUGAGCACCCGAAUCCUGGGGUGCGCUACAGCGGCACCAGUCGUACAGCCUACCUGCCAGCCUGCAGCGAGGGGGAGGAGGUGGCGAGGCUGCUGAGGAAGGCGUUUGACCGAAGACUAGUCUUCACCGUCGGAACAUCUGCCACCACGGGCUACCACAACGUCAUCACCUGGAACGACAUUCACCACAAGACCACCAUUACAGGCGGCCCACAAAGUUUUGGAUAUCCAGACCCAGGUUAUCUGCUCAGGGUUCGAGAGGAGCUUCGUCUUCAAGGAGUGACAGAGGAUGACUAAUGGAUGAAGACGUUAAUGGUUCACUUAGAUUUAUUAUUGCUGAGUAUUAUGACAAGUGUGCACUUUUACAUUCCUCCACAGGGAUCUUGAUCAGCGACACUUUAAGGAAGUUUUUCUCUGCAGGGUGUUUGAAUUGAAUAAUGGAUGUGAGACAUUGAGGAUCACGGCUUUCCCCAAAGAUUUUAAAUGUUCCUUUCGACUUACUAUGCAAAGAUGACUUUAAGCACAGCCUGUACAAGUACUUACACUAAACAAGGUUAUAGAGUACUAGGUCAGGGACUAUACUGCUCAUCAUCAGAUGAAUGUUCUUAUUUGCUAUUUUCACACUUUCACACAAAAGCACAGACUCGGUGCCUUGUAUUUUCAAAAUAAUCUUUCCUUUAUAUCUGUUUGAGUAUAGUUUGCUAAAGUUAUUGUUUUUAUAGGUAUUUUCUAUGACUGUUUAUCUGUUACACAUUUGUUUAAAAACAUCUUCAGUUGGAAUUAAAGUGUUUAAGUCUUAUUUUUUUUUCACUUAUGCCUGGUUGAACACAGGAUGUAUUCAUCAGGAAACAUGCUGUGUUGACAGAAGUGUUCCACGAAGAGAGAAUCAAACAAACUCAAUUCACCGGUCCAGUCAUGUCCAUUUUCAUUUUGUAUCUUACCCCCUGUGGUCCACUAGAGGGCGCUGCUCUCCUCAGAGAAGUCUGUGUUUGGUAUGCAGCUGUAUCUUCAUCCCAAAGCCACAGCACCUCCCAAACCUCAUCGCCCAAAGUCAGUGAGAGGGGCAGAUGAGUCAUGUGUUUCCAUGGUGCUCGGGGCAGGUUUGACUGUUGUGUACAAUGAGAGAAAGGAUGCCUUUGUUUGACCACAUUCAACCGAUCAUCACCGGAUUUCUGACGGAACUGUGAACACUAAAGCAUUUGACAUCAUUCACGUGUCUGUAUGUUAAAUGUGUAACACGUGUGUCACAGUAGCAAUCUGCAACCCUAAUAAACCUGGAAUUUUG